AUGGCCCAGGUUCAGGUGGCCAGCAACAAAUGCUUCAUCAAAAUUGUUCAUUGCUACCUGCUCAAAGCUGGCAAGGAGAAAGAAGCUCAAGAGUACCACAAAAAGGUGAGCCGUGCAUCCCGGGUCGGUAACUUGGAGUCCGUCAAGAUGUGGAAUUACAUUACUCUGCCAUUCCAGGUGCUCAAGGUAAUGGAAGAUAUGGGAUUAGGCACAAACCAUUUGAGUUUCUCCAUGCCUCCAACACCACCUGAGGUUUUUCCCACUCCGGCACCGGGAUGA
Prunus armeniaca (apricot) is the source of this 279-nucleotide messenger RNA. The record is from the annotation of a GenBank genome assembly. NCBI's taxonomy places the organism in Eukaryota, Viridiplantae, Streptophyta, Magnoliopsida, Rosales, Rosaceae.